Messenger RNA from Cryptomeria japonica (Japanese cedar), 1689 nucleotides. Its product is annotated as protein LURP-one-related 5. The record is from RefSeq and is a predicted model, not a curated record. Lineage: Eukaryota; Viridiplantae; Streptophyta; Pinopsida; Cupressales; Cupressaceae. The transcript has 3 exons. Bases 403 to 1185 code for a protein of 260 amino acids.
CACAUUGUGAUCAUUCGGCUGUUUUAGCUUUUCAUUUAGCGGUGUCGCUCUGUGCAUUUUUUAAUGGGAUAUUCGGCAUAUACGCGUUCCUUGUAUAACCAGGCGAGAGUCCCAAAGGCUUUUCCCGCUUUAUCGUAAAUUGAUUCGGCCACAAAUGCCCAAUUCCCCAUGUAUUGCCCUUUUUCCCUGAAUAAUCCUAUGGACGCACGCCAUUUUUAGCGCGUUAAGGUCUAUAGGGAAUAUAUACUUCCUCUUUUUAGGGUUUCAGUAGCUCUCUACUCCUUCAAAACCAUGAAAUUCUCAAAGGCAAUUUUGCAAGAGUAGUGAUGAAAUCAUCCUCAUCACAGUAUUGCAGGAGAUUCGAAUUCAUAGACUUUGAAUCGAGCAAUUACAUUAUAUGCCAUGCUGCCACUAUCUUUACUGUUCAAUCUUUUUGUCUCUCGAAUCGUCUUACCCAGACUCAGAGAAGAAGAGGAGGAUUCAAUACAUGAGGCUGACAGACUUGAGCACCGCCACAGCAAUUCAUCAGCUUGCUUUCUUUGCAGCUCUAAAUUAUCAGAGCCCUUUGAAAGCUCUGUGCAGACUACAGAGGUCUCUGCAUUUUCCCCUGUUUUGGGUGAAGAGUUUUGCUCCUCAUCGCUCACUGUUCUGACUGUGAGAAAGAAGGCUCUUGCUUUCAGUGGAGGGGGAUUCAUUGUGACCAACUCAUGCACUGGCCAGAUCGCUUUCAGGGUGGAUGGAAGGGGUCUCAGUUCAAAUAACAAAUUGAUUCUCAUGGAUCCUCUGGGAAAGCCUCUGCUAACAUUGUACCGCCAGGCCUAUAGAAUUCUCUACCGUUGGUAUGGAUUCCAUGGAGAGGCAUGCAAUGGCCAGAAGCCCAUUUUCAGCGUGAGCAAAUCAUCAGUGUUUAGUAAAAAUGAAGUUGCAGAGGCGUUUGUGGGCUCCACUAGAGGAAAGAAACACUCCGACUAUAAAGUUUUGGGGAAUUACAGUGAGCGACAUUGUAGUAUAUACAAUGGCCUUGGCACUUUAGUUGCAGAGGUGAAGAGGAAAUUUGCAACAUCAGAUGUUAUGCUGUCAAAAGAUGUUUUCAAUGUUGUAGUGAAAGCUGGCAUAGACCAGGCUUUUAUGAUGGCUUUGAUCGUUAUUCUCCAUCAGAUGAGUGGAGAAGAUGACUCUAUCUGAACUUGGCAUCACAUGACUAAACUAAUCUGACUUCAAGAGCUCAUGACUAAAAGGUAAAAGGGCUCUCGAAAAUCAUAGAUGAAAGAUUUCUCUUGGAAAUGCAAUCAAUCCUCCACGAAAGCCAAGAGGCAAAAGCAUUAAAAUACAUAAAUGAAGAUUGGCAAUUGUCAAAACCAAAAGCAAGGUUGUUCACCUCUGAAUCCGUUCCUUAGUAAAUAUGAGCAAAUCUCCAUUAUAUCAUGUGGAUUUUAUUAUUGUUUGUUAUGUUGAUCCCAAUUCAUGUGUGAUAGAGAGAACACCUCUAACUAGCCAGCUUUAGGUAGUCCAAUAGUCGUAUCUAUGGCUGCCCGAGCUUUUCAUGGUCCCACACAUUCUCUAUAGGGAUGCUACUGCUAAGGCCUAAGUUUGAUGGCAUAUUUUGUUGGAAGGUCGUGUCAAUGAAGGAAAUUUUAUUUUAGAAAUAAAUAAAUAAAUAAAUAGUGCAUGUUGUUUCAAUUAAAUUUA